UAAGAAAACAACCCUGAUAUUGACCUGGAGUUAGAAACAAGCACAUAGUUGUCAAUAUAUCCUUUAAAAAAUUGUGUUUCAUGCAAUUAAUUUAAAGCCACUACAUAUUGGUUCAACGAUGCUGUACACUCACGUAAUCAUAUUGGAGAUAAGGAACAAAGGCAAUGAGUGAAUUUUUAAUUUUUAAAACUUUCCCUUGAGCUUCGAAAACCUCAAUUAACUUGCAUUAUGAGAAUGUAACAGGCAAAGAUAAACACAACUAUAUAAUAUUCUAAUAAUUCCAAUCCUAUCUUUUCCGCAUAAAAAUAGUUUCCUUUUGGUGAAACUUUCGAUGUAUAUUUAAUCUUAAUGACGCUUUCAAAAACAAGUCUACACUAUACAUAUACACGGACAUAUUCCAAUGUUGAUGGAUAUGAUGCGCCUGUAUCCUCUGUACACAUUUUCUUGCUUAAUUCUGUUGAUGACAUCCAUUGAAUUAUCCAAAACCAAAAAGUGCGAAGAGAACAAAUGCUGCCCUGACUAUCGAGAAAUAAAUGGAACAUGUUCAGAAUGCAUUGGAUUCUAUGCCGAAAACUGCAGUACUCCCUGCCCACCAAAUUUCUUCGGACCAAGGUGUAGAAAAGUGUGUAACUGUUCAGAAAACGAGACUUGUAAUCAGUUUGUUGGCUGUGUAUCAAACUUCACAUGUGAAGAUGUUGGUAAACAUUUGGAGCUUUCUCAGCAAGAUAACUUAUUGUGGCAGAUCGGAAUGUGUUCCAUAGCAAUUCAAAGUUUGACUUUGUGCCUCUGCAUUAGUAUUGUUCUAAGAAAAAGAAUGAAAUGGAGAAGAAAGUUAACAAUUACAAAUCCAGAAAGUGUGAGAUAUCACAUACGCCACCCUGAGCGAAGUUCUAAAAUGCACAAGUAUAAAGGAAAACGCGGAAACAGUGACGAUGGAUCCUUAGACAGGGUUCCAACUUAUGGACAACUUAGCAAUGGAUACAACCAUAUUCAUUUCCCUAAAGUUCAAUUGGAUGGAUUUCUUUCUGGUGAAUAUAGCUCGACGAAAGAUCAAAACUUGCGACACAAUGGGAUGAUGACUUAUUUGUUUGAUGAUUGAAAAGUUCACAAUUAUCAAGAUGUUUCAAUUCGAAGUUAUAUAACGAGACAAAAAGAACACUCUACAGUAUUUGAUUGUCAAUAAUUAAACUUUAAAUUGAACUUACUCACAUUAAGCUUGAAGUUUUACAAAGAUAUUGGUGUCGUCCAAGUCUUGAGGUUUAUGAAAAACUUACACAGUUCAAUACUUUUAAUUCUGUUAUAUAUUGAA
This is a messenger RNA of Magallana angulata, 1309 nucleotides long. Its product is annotated as protein draper-like. NCBI's taxonomy places the organism in Eukaryota, Metazoa, Mollusca, Bivalvia, Ostreida, Ostreidae. The record is from RefSeq and is a predicted model, not a curated record. The transcript has 5 exons. The coding region runs from base 401 to 1099 and encodes 232 amino acids.